GAGACCGAGCUGGCUCAUCGACUUUUGGCCGAAUAUCGACAAGCACUGCUCCAGCAGCACAGCUUGCACACAAACAGUGUGAGCACACCGAAUUUGACCGCGAGUCAGGAAUUGCAAAUGUUCUCGUCAAGCACAGCGGCCGAGGAAAUCGAAGAAGUCGAAGUGGAUCUGGGUCAAACUGAACGCCCGAAAAGCAAACGAACUAAACACUCCAAAUCCCACGGGCAACGUAAUCAGCAUGCGGACAGUCAUUCAAAAGAGUCUCAUUCUCGACCGGACUCAUCUGGCCAAACUGCUCGUCCUGAUCCGACCGAUUUGGAACAAAAUGCGUCGGAUCCACAGGCCCCACGCCGCCGUCGACGACGUCGUAAGGAGCCAAAUUCAAUUGAUUCGCCAGACUAUGUGAAUGCGGCCGCAUUCCGCGGUGAACGAUGCGGAGCUGGAGAGAGACCACUGAGUCUUGCUAGUUCGACCGAUAUGGAAUCAAACGGCACGUUCCGCGUGUUAUCAAGUUUGGACACACGAACCAGUAGUGUGGCCUGUGGUUCUUUCGGCAAUCUGACUGCUCCGGGCACCAGUUUUGGAUCCGGGGAUGGAAAUGGAUUCGAUCUGAUCCAAGGAAUUCAUAACUCGACUGGUAGUGCUACGCCAAACCCUCCCGCGGUCGGUGUUUCCGAUUUGCGUGCCCCGGACACCGGUCCGGAUUCCAGUCCUCGACAGUCUGUCAAUCUCUCUUGGGAUCAGUUGUCCCAACGUCGUCGUCGUUGUUUGACAAAUCGUAGUGCCAAUCGCGGCGACCUAGAUGGAUCCCAGGAUCCGGUCGGUACACCAAAUGCAUUGUUUGCACCCACGGGUUGGAUCAAGUCGGGUGAACCACCGCCAGAUUUGUGCCUCAGCUCUACCUAUCCGAAUCUGUGUGAGGAGCAACACACCACUCGGGAUCCGGGACACUUAAUGACCCGACAAGCGGGAACUGUGAGUGAUUUAUCACCCAGACAGCGAGAUUCUUCGUUUCGUCGACAUGUGGUCGGGGAGUAUGAAAAUCUGGAUUCAUUGUCUAAUGAUAAACUUAAUCGAUUACGUUCCACGAGACAGCCCGUACUGCCAGUUCGACAAUCGAAAGUCCAAUCGGAAACCACACAAAAAAUCCUCGGCACAUCGUCCGAAGCGAAUCAGAAUGGGUCUUUAUCUACAUUAGGCUAUUCUACAACCACCUCUAUGCCUGCCUCUCCUUCUUCGGAAUCAGUGUCGUCCAUGUCUUCCACUGUUUCUACAUCGUCCAAAUCAUCGUCUACCUCGUCCUCUUCAUCAGAACUGGGCUGUACUGCUGUGAUAUCUGAUCCGAUUAGAGAUCUAGAAGACCGAGGGGAUGUGCAUUGUGAAACUAUUGGGCAUUCACCAACUCCGUUUUCUAUGAGCAAAGAGGACAUGGAGACGGGCAACACAAGUACUACCGAUGGUACCGAUGUUGGCUCACAGAAUGUGAUUGGAAAUGUUGGUGCAAUAUGCGAGUUUGGUUGUGGCAGACAAAAAGCCUGUUCAGUCGAUCCGUGCACGCGUAGCACGAGACCGGCGUUAAAAUUUCGACAACAAACACCAGUUGGUUUUCGGUCCACGCAGAUGGCAACAAGUCGAUCGACCCAGAAUUGUCGUCGACCUACAGGACAGCUUCCAAAAUUAUGGCGUGGAACAAACAGCAUGCAUAACAAACGAUUGAAAUCAUGCUUAAAAUCUCUACCUUGGUCGGCGGAACAUAGUGCCGGUGUAUCAUGUCUGUCCUAUUCGGACGAAGAUGCCACCGAGGUACUGUGCUAUCUGUCUGACGACGAACGGCAUCGGGCGGACGAUGCAACAUCAGCUACUCUGUCUGCUGCAGAGAGUCCUUGUUUCUCAUCUGCAUCGUCCUAUUCCUUUUCCACUUCAUCUCUGGACGCCCAAACGGAAGAAUUGUGCCCCUAUUACCAUCAUCAUCAUCAUCACUGGUUUGCACCUAGCUGUACUCCAUUGUCAUGCAUGUUCCACGAACCAGAACGUGCACGACGUGGUGGCAGUUUGGAUCCAAGCACGUCCAUCCAACGACUUCCAAAUGUGAUAAGGAGCAAACGGGCCAGUCAACCGUCCUCUUAUCACAGCUCUCAUCGGAAAAGAAGUUCCGAGUUGCAUAGUCUACAGUCAAAUCAGUCCGUUUGCCCUUGUGUUCAUCAACAUCCAUGUGUAUGCUACACAUUCGAUGCCCACAGACACGUUCACGGUAUGAAACCAUCGGGAAAUACGGAAUUACAUCACAGUCUAGAAGAGGGUCGACAGAAUCGGCUCAAUCGACGCAUUAAAUCCCGUCAAUCAGCUCCGACAGAUUCAAUUCAACCGGGAAUUCCCGUCCGUCCACCAAAGCCUGGAGGGACGCUGACCGAGGCAAAUAUUGUGGCCGGGACUGGUAUGCGAACGACAAUCAAUGGGACUACGACAAACAUGACCAAUACCACUAACACUGCCCAGUGUGCCUCCACCGAGGUCUCAUUGCAGCUUUUACGACCGAAAGAUUUACAACUGGCUCCACGUGCGAAUAAUCAAACCAAUCGGGCCAGCUGCAGUUUGCAAUCGGUAGGUUGUUUUCAAAGGAGUGGCAGGGUUGAUUUUUCAAUCUGUUCUCCUCUGUCAUAA
Molecule: messenger RNA, 2661 nt
Organism: Echinostoma caproni
Lineage: Eukaryota; Metazoa; Platyhelminthes; Trematoda; Plagiorchiida; Echinostomatidae
Source: the annotation of a GenBank genome assembly